Messenger RNA from Mercenaria mercenaria, 499 nucleotides. RefSeq lists its product as uncharacterized. Bases 63 to 371 code for a protein of 102 amino acids. The record is from RefSeq and is a predicted model, not a curated record. NCBI's taxonomy places the organism in Eukaryota, Metazoa, Mollusca, Bivalvia, Venerida, Veneridae. The transcript has 4 exons.
AUUAUUAUAUAUUAGUCAAUAGUACGUGACCAUCUAUAGUUUGCGUUAAUAUACACAGCAAAAUGGACAUGUUUUUACGUCGAGUACUGAUAUAUACAUCCUGGACUUUUAUUCUAUUCAACAUCGCUAACGGCCUGACGUGUGGUCAAACAAAAUGUUCAGAUGGAGAGCAUUGUUGCAGUAAGGACGAAGGGGAGGAAAAUAACUGUUGUUGUAAAAGUAGCGCAACAGGAUUCACUAGACAUUGUUAUUCUGGGACAUCUGUUCAAUUUCCAUGGUGGGCAGGUGUGAUUAUAGGUAUUGUGGUGAUUGCCAUUAUUGCAGCCGUCGUGAUCAUACUGUAUAGACGAAGGAGGAGACAGGCAGCAUAGCGCUUUUCACGAAUGUAGAGUUACGGUUGUUUUAGCUGAGAUAAUUCACCUAUGAGUUCCAGAAAACUGGAUGUUCUUCAAUGUUUGAACUCACUGAAUUUAAAUAACAUGUUAAAGGUUACCAUAAA